CGAGAGGCGCUCGGAAUUCGGAACUCGGGCGACGGAGGUCGGAAUCUUUCAUCAGCCUGGGAGGGUGAAGUUUGAAAACAGGCUGCAGGCUAAGAAGCUCUGGAGGCUGAGCCAGCAGCUGAUUUGGAGGGACGGCUCGAGUUCCCGUUCAGAUGUUUUGGGUUGUCUGAAAUUGGGUUAGGAUUCCCAGGUUCAUGUGCUGAACAACAGCUCUUAGGUUUAUGUAAAGCUUUUGCAUUACUUCGGCAUCUUAACUCCUUUGGCUGGGCUCUUUGGAAGCCCCAGUGCCCUCUUAUUGUCUGCUCUAGCGACUUAGGAUCGCACCAGCCACACUGCUUUGAUUACUUCCUGGUAGGGCCCUGGUGCCGCCGCUGGAGUCUUUGUUUAUUAGCUUUGAGAUGAUCAAUGGUAGCUUGAGGUGUAGUGUAAAAUUUGAAUUGUGCAUUUCAAAAACCUUAAGUUCAUUUGAAGAAAUAAAGGAAAAGAGCAAUGGUACGAUUUAGGUGUGUGACAUUUUUCGUUGCGGUUUGGAGCUGGGGAGGUAUUUUGGAGAAUGCCUUAACACUUUUGACAGGUUACUUCUUAAAUGGUGAUUAUGUCCUUGGAGAGAAACAUCUGCAGCGCCACAGAGAAACAAGUAUUCGUAUUCUACGGUUAGGAAUAGAAAUAACUGCAGUUUUUUGGAGCUCUCAAAGGUUUGAUGCUUUGCUUGGCUUUGUAAAGUCAGAUUAUCUUUUUCUGCGUGAAGCCUUUAAAGAUUAACUGGUUAAUUGGUUUUACAGUGCAGUAUUGCAAUUUUUUUUUAUGAGGGUGCAGAAACCAGUAUAAAUUAGCUCUCACCUAAGAAUUUAUCUUCCACAGUGAAUGCUGAGUAUGGAAAAACAAAUAAGGUGUAUCAAAUUGCUUUUCAAAUUGAUUGGGGGUGUCUUAGCUAUAAUUGUAGCUAUCGCUAUGGUGCUAAAACUGUAACUUUUAAUUUUUUUUGCCCCAAGAGAUUUAAAAAAAACAAAUGACGGAAGUAAACACUAGGAAGAGCAUAUCUUGUGAAGAAUGAUGCUCUUGAUCAUCUGUAUACUUCAGGGAUACUAAUGGGACAGCGCACUAUUGGCUUUAGCUUUAUAGGAAACAGCUGCAUUUUCAUAUCUUCUUCUGCAUUCAGUCUCUUGAGGUAUCAUACAUCAUGUAGACUCUGGAAAACUCCACUGCACCCUUGUGAGAGAAUGAAGGGAGAAAGGCCUGUAAGGCAAGAGCAGUAUAGUAGGGACCAGAACUUGGAAGAGCUUGGUGUCUUAAACUAGGAAACUAGGAAAUUUGAAAUUUCAACAAGUGUUUAUUGAGCACAUACUACAUGCCAGUGUGCCGCUCCAACAAAAGCCCCUGGGUCUGUUUGACUUGUUCAAGUGUCCAUUGUGGAAGGUAUGUGAAUGGCCAUGCAAAAAAACAUUAUGAAGAUGCACAAGUACCCUUAACUAAUCAUAAGAAAUCAGAAAAGCAAGAUAAACCUCAGCAUACAGUAUGUAUGGAUUGCAGUAGCUACAGUACAUACUGUUAUCGCUGUGAUGAUUUUGUGGUUAAUGACACCAAGCUGGGACUGGUACAGAAAGUCAGAGAACACUUACAGAACUUGGAAAACUCAGCUUUUACAGCUGACAGGCAUAGGAAAAGAAAACUUUUGGAAAACUCAUCACUAAACAGCAAGUUAUUAAAAGUAAAUGGAAGCACUGCUGCCAUCUGUGCCACAGGACUCCGGAAUCUGGGGAACACAUGUUUCAUGAACGCCAUCCUUCAGUCACUCAGUAACAUUGAGCAGUUUUGCUGUUAUUUCAAAGAACUGCCCGCUGUGGAGUUAAGGAAUGGGAAAACAGCAGGAAGGCGAACAUACCACACCAGGAGCCAAGGGGAUAACAAUGUGUCUUUGGUGGAAGAGUUUAGAAAGACACUUUGUGCUUUAUGGCAAGGUAGCCAGACUGCAUUUAGCCCAGAGUCCUUAUUUUAUGUUGUUUGGAAGAUUAUGCCAAAUUUUAGGGGCUAUCAGCAACAGGAUGCCCAUGAAUUCAUGCGCUACCUUUUGGACCACCUGCACUUGGAACUCCAGGGCGGUUUCAACGGUGUUUCCCGCUCAGCAAUUCUACAGGAGAAUUCUGCUCUAUCUGCAAGUAACAAAUGUUGCAUGAAAGGGAUUUACAAGACAAACUCCCCAAAGACAGAAAGAAAAGAAAAUGGAGCAUCUACAGUUGUCACAGCUAUAUUCGGAGGUAUUCUCCAAAAUGAGGUUAACUGCCUCAUAUGUGGGACAGAAUCUAGAAAGUUUGAUCCAUUCCUAGACCUUUCAUUAGAUAUUCCAAGUCAGUUCAGAAAUAAGCGCUCAAAGAAUCAAGAAAAUGGACCAGUUUGUUCAUUACGAGAUUGUCUUCGCAGUUUUACUGACUUAGAAGAACUUGAUGAGACAGAGUUAUAUAUGUGCCACAAAUGCAAAAAGAAACAAAAAUCCACUAAAAAGUUUUGGAUUCAAAAACUACCCAAGGUGCUAUGCUUACAUUUGAAACGAUUUCAUUGGACUGCAUAUUUAAGAAACAAAGUUGAUACCUAUGUAGAAUUUCCCCUGAGAGGCCUGGACAUGAAAUGCUACUUGCUAGAGCCUGAGAACAGUGGCCCAGAGCACUGCCUGUACGACCUUGCCGCUGUGGUGGUUCACCAUGGUUCCGGGGUCGGUUCUGGACAUUACACAGCCUAUGCAACUCAUGAAGGUCGCUGGUUUCAUUUCAAUGACAGUACUGUAACACUGACUGAUGAAGACACCGUUGUGAAAGCAAAGGCCUACAUCCUUUUCUAUGUGGAACGCCAGGCCAAAGCUGGAUCAGAUAAACUUUAAUACCUCCUUUAAAUCAUUGUUUUUGUCAAAUAUACCGGACAAACAUUUCCAAUUUUCCAUAAAUACUUGAUCCAAGAUUUGAUUUCAUUAUGCACUUUUCAAUUUCCUAUUUUGGGUUUAGUUUUAUUUUGUCAAUGGUAGUGACGUAUUGAACAUGGGCACCAACUAAUUUGUUUUUUUUUUUUUUAGUUCUACCAGAAAACCUCAGCAGAUAUUUUGAUUUGCUGCUUUAGUUGUAAUAAUUCAGUUUUUUAUGUAGUUUCAAGAACUUAGUUCUAUUUGACUUUUUUAUAUUAAUGUUUUCGGUUCUCACUUUGAGGCACAUUUACAUCAAUGCUUUGUUACAUUCACAUGCUGAAAGCAAGAUGUGUUCCUGAUUGGGAAGAGCAACAGAACACCUGCUGCCUUUCACAGCUGUGAUGGAAAUCAGGUUGAUGGGAGAGCCGGGAUCAUGUGUACACAGAACUUGUGGCCCACGGGAUUUCAGUGACUGCUCCGUAAUCGUUCCUUUUGAUUGUACAAGAGAACUGGGAGGGCAUCAUUAAGCAGGUCAGGUAAUUGCUGCUCUUGGUAGCUCUCAAGGUUGCUGUUUAUCAGCACUAACUAAAUAAAUUUGUUGGUUCAGUUGUACCUGUACUGCAAAUUCAAGAAUUACUCCUUUUGAGUUUGUUUUGUUCUGGAAUAUCUUUUGAGUGUGUAUUUGUGUUCAUGGAGAUAGGAGUACAGAAAAGUCCAAAGAAGACCAAACACAUUCAGUGUUUAAAAAUCUCAGACUCCGCUACACAGUGUAGAUAUUAUCCAGUGAGAGGAAACCAUAGCUUCUGUUUGCCUUUUGAACCAGCAUCUAGUUCCCCCACUGGCUAUCGUGCUGGGAAUAACUGCUUGUCCACUUUUGUCUUAUUUCUUGCUUGGCCAUCGGAGGUCAAGAUGCUGACCUCCAGAGUAGAUUCUGACCUUCACCUACAUUUUAGGUACCACUAUGGGGUCUGCUCCUACAGAAGGAGAUUUGAGUCUUUGCUCCUUUGGUCUUUAACAACCCUCACUGGCCUAACCUGAUAGCAGAGCAAACUGAAAAUAUUCUCACUUUGAAUAGUUUCUAUUCUUGAGUUUAGUAGUCUUUGUUUUAAAAUUGUUUUUGAGAAAAAUAGGUACAAGCACUAUUAAGAUUGAACCCAAGUUGAAAUUUGGAACCAGAAUUACAUCUAAGGAAGAUAACUGAUUCUGCAAGGGGUCUAAGCCAAUCUCUUGGGGGGUAGGGGUGGGGGGCAGUACUUGGCAGGUUGUGGAGAGCAAGUGCGCACUCCCUGAAGGGCUCUAGCAUGGGACCGUGCACUGCUGUCAGCACAUCUCUUGUUCCAGUCACUAGUUUCUUCUCUGUUCUCUCCAAGUUGCUAUGAGGGGCAGAAUGUCUUUCAUAUUAAGCCAGCUAGCUGAAAUUUUUGGUAAUCUUGUUUCUUCUAUUAAAAGAAAAAUAAACCCAAGUUUUUUGGUUUAUUUAUUUAUUUUUUUUUAAGUGCAUAAAUAAUCUGAUAGCUGUCCUCCUGGGUCAGAUACUUGAAGUUGCAGGAGCAGGUGUGGCUCCUUUUCCAUUUUAAUAUUUGCUAGAUAAAUCCUGUCUUUUUCUCAGGGCAGAAAUCAGCAAUCGAACACUUUUUACUAACCACAGUUACGGCUCAAUUUGUACUAUCUGGUAUGGCGGUCACUAGUCACCUGUGGUUAAGUUUUAAUUAAAAUGAAGUUUAAAACCCAGUUCUUCAGUCAUACUAGCUACAUUUCAAGGGCUCAGCAGCCACAUGUGGCAGAGGAUGCCUAGGCUCAGGUGGUCCCAUCAGCGUGUAGGGCUCCUGGACCGCACUGGUCUGCAUUUCCACUCCAGAGAAGCAAGCUUUGCUGUCAUGUUUAGGUCUUACAACUUAAACAUGAAGUCCAGAAGAUAAUUAAGAGGGAAACAUGUGUUUAAAUUAGUUUACAAUGCUAAAUUAUAUGAGGUUGAACCAUUAGAGAUUGUGAUAUUUAACCUUUUGAUCUAAAAGUGAAAGUUCUACAUAAUUGGACCUAAUACAGCAACACAUUAACACCACAUACUGUUGAACUUAGAAUGUGCCUCUUCCUUGAUCUGUUCAGUAUCUCCUGUGAAUACAGCCUCUUUUGUGUAGAAGGCGUACAGCUGGGACUUCGAACAUUUGUACUUCCCUUGUUUCUCUGAGUGGGCAGCUCAGAGGACUUCAGCAAUGUAGCCUUGGGCAGUGUUGAUAUUGGUGGAGAAAAAUGGUCUUUUUAUACCAAAGGGAACUUCCCGACAGCCAGACUACUUUGAUGGGGAAAGUGGUCCUCAGACCGGCAGCACUGCUGGCUUAAGAGUUGGACACAUCUCCUCUUUGAAUUUCUGGAGUGUUUUUAUUGCUUGAUUUCACUUAAGCAGAAAUGUUUGAAUGACAUUAUGAAGGCUCCUUUGGAAAAGUGAUUGGAUCCAUUGGAAUUGUGCAUUUGAACACCAGUGAUGUAAAUGUGCCUAUUUGUAUUUAAAAAAAUUCAACUGUGUAGCCUUAUCACACCUAAUUUAAAAAGCUGAUCUUCGAAUGCUCUUCAGGGCUUGUCCCUGGGGCCAUGCUGGCUCUGCGUGGGGGGCUUCUGGCGCAGAGACCACAGCCGGGGCAGUGCCUCGCUCUGGCAACUGGCUCCCUGGAACAAGAAAACUUCCUCAGAAGUCCUCCCACACAGGUGGGUGAUGGAAACAGUCUGUGGCAACACAAAUCUCUCUCCAUGGUGGAGAAACCUUUGCUUAUCCACUGUAUUCUACUCAGUGUCUAGUGAUGACAUAUGUAAUAGAAUUAAACCAGUAAAGUGUACAGGCCCUGGUUAAGUGUUAAAUGUGUAUCUCACCCGGGGAACUUACUCAGCGGCGUGGUUUCUGGGGUUGGGGACAGAUUUGUUUCUAAAAGCCAAACCUCUCAUUGGUUGAGUGUACAUAACUUUAUUUAGAUACACUUCUCCCACCGCAGCCCCAGCAUCCCCUCCGUUCCCUCCCACACCCUGUUGUUGCCGUGGCCUCUCCACUUGGGCCCUGGAAGGGCUCAGGAGCAGCUGUGCUACAACUGGGGCAAGGGUCCCGGGAGACCCAGGCGCAGCCACAGGAAUGUGCCCACGGUGCAGGAAGAGGCUGGCACCCUCGGGUGGGGGGGUGCCGUGGUGCUAGGUCCCAGCCUUGCGCACUGGGGUAACCCCGCCCUUGGUCCCAGCGACGGGCUCCGGACCCUCGCCGGCCAGUGCUGCCUGGGUCUCCGGUGAGCAUCCGCCGUGGAAGCCCAGUUUGUACGACGCGAGAAGAUUAUCGGUGCAAGCGACUGGCCGCAUUUACCUUGUAGUCACAGCCCUUUUCUGCUUCACCAACCUGAACUCUUUUAUGGAUGAAAGUAUCAUUAAAGUUCUGGUCUCUUUC
Mustela lutreola (European mink) is the source of this 6311-nucleotide messenger RNA. RefSeq names its product ubiquitin specific peptidase 3 (gene USP3). Gene Ontology annotation, biological process: protein deubiquitination. The transcript has 18 exons. Gene Ontology annotation, molecular function: cysteine-type deubiquitinase activity; zinc ion binding. Bases 1349 to 2872 code for a protein of 507 amino acids. Gene Ontology annotation, cellular component: cytoplasm. NCBI's taxonomy places the organism in Eukaryota, Metazoa, Chordata, Mammalia, Carnivora, Mustelidae. The record is from RefSeq and is a predicted model, not a curated record.